AUGAGUUUUACAGAACUGAGUAAAGAAACUGGCAGCUUCAGUUUGGACAAUGUUAUUGGAUUUGGAAAAAUGGGGGCUAUGUACAAGGCCACACUUUCAAAUGGUUGGUUUCUUGCGGUUAACAAGUUGCAUCAUGACUCUGAACAAUCUGAGAAGCAAUUCAUAUCAGAGCUACUGGCUCUGAGCAGAUUGAGGCAUGUUAACUUGAUUCCUCUGCUCGGAUUCUGCAUACAAAACAAUGAGAAGCUUCUUGUGUACAAAUACACGUCAAACGGAAACCUCUAUAAUUGGUUGCACCCAGUGGCAGAUGCUAAUAAGAUUUUGGAAUGGCCUUUGAGGGUUAAGAUCGCCAUUGGGGUUGCAAGAGGCUCGGCAUGUCUCCACCAUAACACCAAGUUCCGAAUAGUCCACCGCAACCUAAUUAAGCUCAAACUCGGGCUGUGGGAGUCAGAUUUUGUGAAGAAGGAUAUGUAUGAGUAUGGAGUUGUGCUUGUUGAGCUAAUCACAGGAAAGGAGCCUAUAACUACUGGCUGUUCAAACAGUCUGCACAAGAAUUUGGUUGAAUGGAUUGAUCAUGUUUCAACUAGCUCAUUCAUUUUCAAUGACGCCAUUGAUAGACAUCUAAUUGGGCAAGGGUUUGAUGAGGAGAUCAUUCAGUUCCUUAAAAUUUUAUGUGACUGCGUUCAGCCAUAUCCAUUUCAGAGGUCUACAAUGCUUGAAGUAUACAGAAGACUCGGCGCUCUUGGGCAGAAUUAUGACAUUCCAUGUGAUUCUGGAUUUCUGAUAUAA
Rosa rugosa (rugosa rose) is the source of this 789-nucleotide messenger RNA. Its product is annotated as probably inactive leucine-rich repeat receptor-like protein kinase At5g48380. The record is from RefSeq and is a predicted model, not a curated record. Gene Ontology annotation, molecular function: ATP binding; protein kinase activity. Gene Ontology annotation, biological process: protein phosphorylation. The transcript is spliced from 2 exons. Lineage: Eukaryota; Viridiplantae; Streptophyta; Magnoliopsida; Rosales; Rosaceae. The coding region runs from base 1 to 789 and encodes 262 amino acids.